Molecule: messenger RNA, 534 nt
Organism: Aspergillus calidoustus
Lineage: Eukaryota; Fungi; Ascomycota; Eurotiomycetes; Eurotiales; Aspergillaceae
Source: the annotation of a GenBank genome assembly
AUGUCCACCACCCAAAAGACCCUCGAAAUCCACGUCGGCCGCACGAACCACCAGGACCAGCCCGAGCACUGGCUCUUAAUGCUCCGCGCCCCCGGCGAUCCGAAAUGCACAUUCAUCCACUCCACCGCCGAAUGUAUCGCGCACGGCGACUACUCACGAAGCAUCGAACACGAAAAACACUUUGAACACGUCCAAAUCCCCUUCUGGGACAAGGUAUCGUUCAUCAAGGCCGAAGACGAGAAGCAGGUGAUUGCGGUGGCGGAAGCUGUUGAGCCGCAGCACUGUCAGCGGUACGUUCUUGCGCUCCUUGAGAAACUUGAAGGUAAGGGCCUCAUUCCGAAGGGGACUACUGAUGGGUAUAGGCCGAAGGUGCAGCCGCUGAUUCAUGAGGGGCCGGUGAAGAAGUUUACGAAGGCGGAGUUUGAUAAGUUGGUUGUUGAGCAGGGGGGGAAAGAUGGGGCGGUUAAGUAUUUGUUGAGGGUUCAGGGGUGGGUUGAUGAUAAUGGGAAGGUUUUGUGGAAGUCAGGUCAGUGA